AUGCGUGAAAGGACGGGCUCAGUCGGUGCAGUUUCAGUGGUGUGUACACGUAGCAGUAGCAGCAGCGGUAGCAGCAGCAGCAGCAGCAGCAGCAGGAGGAGGUGGAGGAGAGCACCGGGCCUGAUCUCGGGAUCAUCCGUCCUCCUCGUUGCCAUUAUUGUGGUGGGAUGUGCGCAGGUGGGCAUCGCCUCCGCGACCUCGGGCUUCUCGGAUAUCCUCAUGGGCACGUCGCGCUCCUUUCCACCCAGUGGCGAUGCUCCCAACUCCUCGGUGUGUCGACAUGCUCUCAAACAGGUGCCUGGACACGCAGCAAAAUGCAACAUCUCGCGCGACUUUCGUGGAUGUCGUUUCGACUCCGGAUUUAUCUCCUACCUCGAGUUCCAGUACUGUCAAUUCGCCUCACCAGUGUUGCCCACCAUUCUCAUGCUUCAGUCCAUCUCUCAUUGCAUUGGCGCGCUCGAUGCACAUGAGUCAGAACCUGGCUGUAUCCUUUUAUCCACCGCUUUCCCUCCUCCAUACCUCCCACUCACUCACCCACUCUCCUCCUCCUCCUCCUCCUCCUCCUCCUCCUCCAAUUCACUAGCAGUGCACUUAUAGUUCAAUCACUAUUUGUCAGCACACGUUGUGUUGGUAACUGGCGUGGUUGGCACCUCCACAAGCCUUAUUACCUUAACUGUCGACUUUGGUGUGAAGGGUGUGACGUUGUUGGCGUUUGGCAACGGUGCACCGGACGUCUUCAGUGCUGUGACAGCCAUCACGACGGGUGAUCCGGAGGCACCGGAUGAAGGCUUGGGACUUGGCUUCCUUAUGGGAUCGGGUCUGCUGGUAAACACAGUGACGGCGGGUUUGAUCAUGAUCAUUCGACCCUUCACAACCAAUCGUCGUCCCUUCAUCAAGGACGUCCUCUUCUACAUGACUGCUGUGAGUUGGAGUGCUGCAAUUCUCAUUCGUCGGUCAAUUCAUCUCAGCGACUCCAUAGGUUAG
Molecule: messenger RNA, 984 nt
Organism: Hydatigera taeniaeformis
Lineage: Eukaryota; Metazoa; Platyhelminthes; Cestoda; Cyclophyllidea; Taeniidae
Source: the annotation of a GenBank genome assembly